AAAAAAAAAACCUGCGAGGCACGUGCACCUUUAUUUACUUCACGUGACAUGCAAUCUCCUAACUACAUGUCUUCAAUCAAUACAACUGCAGAUUGCUAUAACCAUGUAUCGUAGCUGAUCCUGAAGCAGAAACGAUCUUUGAUCUAGCCAAUUUAUCCAGCACUGCCACUUUGAGACUGUUGCUGUGGUACUGAGUCAAAAUUACAUAUCAUUAAUAUAUAUGGGCGUGAAGAAUCUAUGGGACGUGUUUCAGGAGAACGGUGAAGAAGUUUGCAUAUCGCAACUCAAUGAGGAGUGCUUGCGAAAGCACAAGCGCAAACUUCGCUUAGCUGUUGAUGCUGACCUCUGGCGAUACCAUAAUAGAUACAGGACAUCUACUUCUGGCAGUCGUGCUUCUCAAAAAGCCCAAGAGCAGCGGACGUGCUUUCUUCGCCUUAACAGUCUACUCAAAGCUCACGUUGAUGCAGUCUUCGUGUUUGAUGGACCCCAAAAGCCAGAGUUUAAACGCAAUAAGCGCGUCCCCAUCACCAAUCCUAUGGAUUUUCGAUGGAUGAAAAAUUUAAUCAGCGAUUUUGGUUUUACUUGGAUUCAAGCACCUGGCGAGGCGGAGGCUCAAUGUGCUCUGCUUGAGAUGAAGGGGUUGGUUGACUUCGUGCUCACAGAUGAUGUUGACGCUCUAAUGUUUGGCUGCCGCAACCUACUAAGGAGUUCCUCUAAUUCAGGAUUGGGCUCAAAAGAAUCACCGGCAGCUCUGUUUGCCACUGCAUUCAGGAUUAGUCCGAAUGACAGUAGAUAUCUUACCAGACCAGGCAUAGUUUUGACUGCAAUGAUGUCUGGUGCUGACUAUUGUCCAGAAGGUGUCAAGGGCUGCGGUAUCAAAACCGCCAAAGAAAUAGCCAAGGCCGGGUAUGGCGAAAAGCUGAUUGCGUGUGACUGGCUUCCAUUGAAAUUACAAGACUGGAAAGCUGAACUAGAAAGAAAUCUGCGGAACAACGAGAACAACGAGUUCAGCAACAAGCACAAGGCAAUCGUUUUUGAUGAGUCUUUUCCCUCAAGGGAUCUUUUUGAAUCUUACAUGAAUCCUGCUGUUGCACUUCCUACAGAACCUAUAGAAUGGGGCAAGAAACCGAUCAUUAUCAAUCUUCAUCAAUUCUCAAGCUCGUGCAUGAACUACACUCUGCAACAAUUUGUCAGUUGUCUGGCGCCAGCAAUCGCCAUCGGCCAGCUAGCCGGUGGCAAUACAUCCAUAGUCAAAAUCCAUGGAACUCGGGUGCAUGACCGUUUACAACUGACGGAAGUCCGCACAUCCAUGUAUUACUGUCAAGUUAUGGCAGCAGUAGUGGAUAGUGAGAAGUCAAAUAUGAUUUCAGAACUGGAAUCCGAGGACCAGCCCCGCAAGCUCUGGGUCGCUGAAUACAUAUUUAUGCAGUCUGAAAGUGGUAAAGGCGUGCUUGAAGAUUACCGCAGUUCUCUCUUUGAAGCUACAAAGACGCGAAAAUCCAAACGCCUGCCUGAACAGAAAACCAAUUUGGAUAUGCUUUGGAAAGGGAAAGCAGGGAAAUCGAACUCAGAAGAGCGGAACAAAACAUGCAAGGAAAAUAUCAAGCCCAGAACUAAGGAAAUUGUGGAGAAAACGAGGACUGAAACCAAGCCAUUGUCUCUUCCUUCAGCACUAAGUUUUUGUGAGAUGCCCUCUACUCCCGGAAGCAUUAUAAAUCUAUCUUCCUCGCCCUCGCUGUCAUCUUCACCGCCUUCUCAUUCUCAGCAUAUUAUUUCUACGCCUAUCUCUCCACUUAGGCCGGUGUUUAGACGUGUUAUCGAUUUGAGCGAUGAUGAUUAAUGAUGAAUGCAUAG
This is a messenger RNA of Myxozyma melibiosi, 1854 nucleotides long. Its product is annotated as PIN domain-like protein. The record is from RefSeq and is a predicted model, not a curated record. Gene Ontology annotation, molecular function: 5'-flap endonuclease activity. The coding region runs from base 221 to 1840 and encodes 539 amino acids. Lineage: Eukaryota; Fungi; Ascomycota; Lipomycetes; Lipomycetales; Lipomycetaceae. The transcript is spliced from 4 exons.